This is a messenger RNA of Penicillium angulare, 2364 nucleotides long. RefSeq names its product OPT family oligopeptide transporter. NCBI's taxonomy places the organism in Eukaryota, Fungi, Ascomycota, Eurotiomycetes, Eurotiales, Aspergillaceae. The transcript has a single exon. The record is from RefSeq and is a predicted model, not a curated record. Gene Ontology annotation, molecular function: oligopeptide transmembrane transporter activity. Gene Ontology annotation, biological process: transmembrane transport. Bases 1 to 2364 code for a protein of 787 amino acids.
AUGGCUCUCUUGGGUGUGUUCAAGCGGCGCAGAGAUGUCCAAGAGGACGCGGUCACAGUAGUUGCGGCGGAUAGUACCCAGGUUGAACCAGGAUCCAAAGCUGAGGUGACUGACACCAUUCUACCCGAUGAAGAGAAAGUUCAUAUCCAAAGCGAGACUUUGGCAAUUGAAAAGGAGGGUCUUGAUGAUCCGGAAAUUGCUGCAUUGCCCUUACAAGUACGCCAAUUAAUCAACUUGACCGAUGACCCGACAUUGCCUACCAUCACCUUUCGAUACUUCGUUCUUUCGGCCCUCUUCGUGAUUCCCGGCGCUUUCUUAUCCCAAAUGAGUUACUUCCGUACCACCAGCGCGCCUUAUUCCGUCUUCUUCGUCCAGAUCGCCUGUCAUUAUGCUGGUCACUUUCUCGCUAGAACCCUUCCGGCAUGGAAUGUCGGAGCGCCAGGAACUCGCUUCUCCUUCAACUUGAACCCUGGCCCAUGGAGCAUCAAGGAACAUGUGCUAGUUACCGUCACUGCAGCAUCGGGAGCAACAUAUAACAUGGGUUAUACCCCAAUUGUCUUAGCAGAGCUUUGGUACGGGACAAAGAUUAAUCCUGCUGUUGCCAUCUUCUUCAUGUGGGCUAUUGUAUGGACUGGAUAUGCAUUCGCCGCUCUUGCUCGCAACAUCCUUUUGCCUGAUCCGGAGUAUCUCUGGCCGAAAGCUCUAAUGCAAACGACUUUAUUCGAGACUUUUCGAAAGCAAGACGCCUCGUCACCUAUCGCCAAACGACAAAUGAAGGUCUUCUUCUUUGCAUUCUUGGGGAUGACCCUCUGGCAGUUCCUCCCAGAAUACGUCUUCCCAUUUUUCUCAUCCUUGGCUUUUCUGUGCUGGGUUGCACCGCGAAAUCCAGUGGCUAAUUUCAUUGGAUCGGGUCUUGGGGGUAUGGGAUUUUUGAAUCUGUCACUGGAUUGGUCAAAUAUCAACUGGAACGGCUCUUCCAUCAUGCUUACUCCUUUCUGGACCCAAGUCAUUCUAUUCUUGGCUUUUGCUUUUAACUGUUGGGUUUUGAUCCCCGCCGGGAAAUGGGGCAAGCUGGGCUCAUAUAAACAUGGCAUGAUGUCCAAUAGUCUUAUGUUGGCCAACGGGACAGAGUAUCCGACACUGGACGUGUUGACUUCGGACUAUCACUUGAACGAAACAGCUUAUGAGCACUAUGGACCUAUGUACAUGGGGCUACAAAAUGUGUGGGCGACAUUCUUCGACUACGCUAAAUUGCCAGCUGCGAUCACCUGGAUUGCAACCUUCGGAUACGUUCAAAUUAAGAACAAUCUUACCAAGAUUUUCCGUGGUAAUAAAGAAUCUGAAUCUUCGCAGGGUGGAAUUCACCAUCAGUAUCAUGACCGGCUCAAUGUCAUUCAGAGACAAUACAAAGAGAUCCCCUUGUGGUGGUACGGUCUUUUGUUUCUGGUUGCAUUUAUCAUCCUCGUGGCCUGCAUUGCGACUGGAAACCUUUUUAUUCCUAUCUGGACUCUUUUCGUGGCUUUAGCUAGUGCUGCUAUCUUUGUCAUUCCAUUCGCAUGGCUAUAUGCCAUUUCCAACUAUCAAUUGGAGACUGGUUCAUUCAACGAGCUGAUGUACGGAUACAUGGUACACACUAAAGCCGGCUCCGGCCACCAGCAUCCAUGCGGUCCCUCAGUUUACGGCUCGAUCGCCGGUGAUGCUUGGUAUCGGGCUCAGUACAUGUUGCAAGACCAGAAGAUUGGUUAUUACAUGCACAUUCCACCACGCGAGAUCUUCUUUUCCCAGAUCUUCGGUACCCUCAUGGGUGUCCCCAUAAACUAUGCCGUUAUCCGCUGGGUUAUGGAUACGAAGGGCGACUAUUUGACAGGCGCAAAGACGGACCCCCUGAACCAGUGGACUGGUCAGAGUUUACACACAUCUAAUACUAUGGGUGUGCAAUAUGCAGUCCUUGGUCCCAAACGACUUUUUGCUGAAGCUGAGAUGAAGCCCCUGCCGUGGUCUUUUCUCGUGGGUGCCGUCAUUCCACCGAUCCUCUUUGUGUUCCAUCGCUUCUUCCCCAAAUUGCGCAUUGAGCUUUGGAAUGUCAGUAUCUUCUUCGGUGGCCUGGCGAUGUUCUACGGAAAUGUCAGUACCGGUUAUACCUCAGCCAUCAUCGGCGGCUAUGUUGUUAUGUACUGGGCAUAUCGGCGUCACUUUGAAGUGUGGAAGCGGUACAACUAUCUAGUUGCCGCUGCAUUUGAUGCUGGCUUCAACCUCAACAUGCUGCUUAUCUUCUUCUUCUUUGGAGCAGGCAAACAAGUGUCAAUGCCAAACUGGUGGGGGAAUAAUGCGCAGUCGGUGGAAAGAUGCUUCGCUUUGGAAUAA